Molecule: messenger RNA, 3104 nt
Organism: Brassicogethes aeneus
Lineage: Eukaryota; Metazoa; Arthropoda; Insecta; Coleoptera; Nitidulidae
Source: the annotation of a GenBank genome assembly
UUUUGAAACUGCUAUUACCGACCGGUAGCCGCCAUGAUGUAAAGUUUAUAGACAACAUCUUAGCACGUGGAGAUUAAACUCAUUUGCUUAAGCAGUUUUUCGUGUUAUUUAGCAAGAAAUUCUUGUGAUUUGUGUGAAAAGUUCCAAUUUGGACAUUGAUUGUCUAAAUUCGCUAAAAAACAGGGACUAACAAACCGGUCGUGUUGUUAAACAAGGGGUUAAUCGUGGAUCGAUCAAGCUAUGGCCCCGUCCUAUACUCGUCAGUUGUUAGCGUUGACUUUGCCAAGUAUAGCCGUAAUACUCAGCUAUUUGUGGUACAAAAAGAAGAGAAUUGGUGCAAAAAGUGACCCUGGCGAAACGCCCGUCGCACCGGCCGAAGACUUAGUCGGUGAGAACGCGUUUGUCGAGGACUCGAACGAAAGUUUGCAAUCGUCGCCGAGAUCGUUCACCAGGUCCCUGUCGGGCGUCGACAGCGCCCCAAUCGACAUCGUCAUACCCAGAGAGUUGAGAUCGAAAUCCAAAUCGAACCCCGUCAUCAUCUCCGACGAGGAUUUGGACUUCGAGAUCGAGAAGAUCAAGUCCAUGAAGACCGGCACCCACCUGAACAGGUCGUUCGGUAGCCAAGGCAGCCAAGGGAAAUCUAAAACACCGUCUCCGUCAGCAAUCAGGGAAGACUUUGACGAAGAGGAAGACGCUUCCCCGCCGUCGAUACAGAACAUCAAGUUCACGCAGCAAAGCUCGCCGAUCAAAUCGAACCCGACGCCGAUAAAGCAGAGUUUAUUCGAGCUGAAACGGAAAAGUGAGGCGAAGAACCCAAGCCCGAAGCAGCGCCGCAACAAGAAGGACAAACGGGCCGCGAUGGCGCAGAAAGACGUUGCGGUGGUUGAAGAAAAACUCGCCUCCUUGAAGAUCAACAACAACCAGCAAAACAAGCGCUCUGAUUCUCAGCGCAGAAGCAGCGAAAGAGACUCGGCCAAUCACAGCCCUGCCGAGGUGAUGCUCGCGUCCCCCUCGCUGAGUAGCAUAUCUGACAACCACAGCGAGAAGUCCACGGACAGCGGCAAGGGGGGCAGCGACCCGUCCACCCCUCCGCCGGCGCAUUCCGUCGACCCCAACCAGCAGGCGCUCUACGAGUUCAUCAUCCCGCAGCCGCUGGUGGGGAAGCUGAUUGGCAAGCACGGCAGCUUCGUCAGCUACAUCAAGGACAAGGCCAACGCGACGUUGGUUGCCGGGAAGCAUCCCACCAACAGGAAGCUGAAGGUGUGCACCGUCGAGGGAACGCAGGCGGAGAUCGACAGGGCUUUGAAGAUGAUUAGGGAGAGGUUCCCAAUUAAGAGGUUCCCCGAAGUCACGCUGGAACAGGUGCACUUCAUACAACCUCUUGCUUCUGUCCCACUUAUCCCAGACCACUUAUAUCUAAAACUCAUUGAAGGUAUCAACAACGACACAAUUUUAAGCUGCAUAGCCGCCCCAAACCACUUGUUCCUACAGCAGCCUAUGCACCCGACGUAUCCGAGCCUAAACGUAUUGGUGCAAUUCAUGAACACCGUAUACAGAGAGGAGGGUUCUCCAAUGUUGCCAACCCCUAUCCCUGAAAACACAAUCUGCGUAGCGUACUCGCAAGAUUCGUGGUACAGGGCAAUCACUCUGUCGGCCGACGUGGAAAAAGACACGUCUUACGUAAAGUUUUUAGAUUUCGGCGGUUACGCCAUCAUGGACAACUGCAAUCUGAGACAAAUCAGAGGAGACUUCCUCUUGUUGCCAUUCCAAGCGGCCGAAUGCAUCCUGGCCAAUAUUAGACCCGUAGGUGGGGACGACGCCUGCUGGGCACCGGAAGCUUUCGAUUUGGUGGCCGAAGUUACCAAAGGAGCUUUAAUUUACACCCAAGUUUUAGACUACACUGAAGAUGGUUGCGUGCCACUUGUGUUUUGCUACAUAGUCACCACGCCCAAUCAACCGAUCUAUUUAAAUCAGCUGUUGGUGGAUCACGGCUUUGCCGAAUGGAUUCCGACGUUGCCGUCGACAGCGGCGGAGGUUUUCGCGCCCGUCGAGGGAGCAGUUGGCAUCACUGCGUAGACCGCAAAUGCUCCUCCUACGUUUUAUAGUCACUUGAUUUUAUCAAGCUCUUGUUAAUCCUUGUGAAUUUUUAUUAGUGCAGUUUAUCGAUUAAUUGACUAGGUUUUAAGCGGAUAAUUUAAUUGUGAUUGUUAGCCAAGUUUUUUUAUAUUAUGCAACUUUUCUUCUCGAAGAGAGUUCUUGACUGACAAUUUUUUCCUUUACUGUUUUAAUUAUUAUUAUAUUAAUGAUAACGCUAACUUUAGGAGCUGCACUAUAUUAUUUUUAUGAUUAUUAACAUUAACUGUUGUGAUUAUGCAUUUUCACUAUACUUCAUUUUAUUUAAAAUGAAUUAUAACUUUCAUUUUCAUGAGUUGACUGUUGUUUGAUAGUCUUCUUGGUUAUCGGGGAUUAUUGAACGACUUUUUCGCCCACUUGUAUAUUACUAGGUUAAAUAAAGAAUAAAUAUUAUGUUGACACAUUUAUAUUUCAUAGAUUAUAGUGGAUUUUGUUUAGUUUUUUUUUUUUGAGCGCUGGUAAUUUACUUAGUUUAUAUCCAAGCUCAAUAAUUAUAGUUGUAGGGUAAUUUAUUAUUGGCCUCCCAUACACCCAAUAAUUAACAAUUGUACAUAUUUCAAGUAUUUCGGAAAAUGGAGUGUCAACUAGUUUUGUCAGCUGUACAUUUCGGGAUUAACGGGCUACAGAAUCUUCGAUUUUUUUAUUUCAAAAUAUUAAGUAUUUUACUCAGGGUUUUAUUCUAAAUUUUAUUGCAGCCUUUUAUAUGGUAUAUACUUCUUAUUACCCACUUAUGUAAUAAUUGCUUAUAAUAAGAUUUGAUUAAAAAAUUGCUCCUUUGAAUAUUCUGUAGUUGCAUGUAUUUAUAACAUAAUUUAAGUGUGUUAUUCUUCUUUAUAUAUAUUGUUGUGUUUUUUAAGUUCAGGUAGUUUUCUUGUUAAGAAUCUUUAUUUCAAUGUUAGUAUUUUGUACAUAGGUUGUAAUAUAAAGUUUUUUUGGAUUUGACUUAAUAAUAAUAUAUAAUUAAUAAAGAA